Megalops cyprinoides (Indo-Pacific tarpon) is the source of this 3606-nucleotide messenger RNA. It is a transcript of the gene nap1l1, whose product is annotated as nucleosome assembly protein 1-like 1. Gene Ontology annotation, biological process: nucleosome assembly. The record is from RefSeq and is a predicted model, not a curated record. Gene Ontology annotation, molecular function: histone binding; chromatin binding. Gene Ontology annotation, cellular component: nucleus; chromatin. NCBI's taxonomy places the organism in Eukaryota, Metazoa, Chordata, Actinopteri, Elopiformes, Megalopidae. Bases 274 to 1437 code for a protein of 387 amino acids. The transcript is spliced from 16 exons.
GUUCACGACGUUAUAAGUAAUAUAGUCUAAUAUAUAGGACACGCGGUAAAUUUUCAACGUAUUUUGUCCAGGCCCCUCCCACAGACAGGACGUUGCCCUGGUGACUGCCGGGUUACGUGGUGACGCUGGAUGUAUAUGAGCGCGAGCGGCGGGAUCUCGUCCCCCUUUUUACCGCCAUCAGCGCGGAGUCUUUUCUCUGAACCUCUUUAACUGCGCACGACCAACCGAGCAAAAGCCGCUAGGAGAAAAAGGAACUCCCUGGACUGAACCAAGAUGGCAGACAUUGACAAUAAAGACCAGACCGAGCUGGACCCGGCAGACAUGGAGGACGUGGAGGAGGUGGAAGAGGAAGAGACCGGAGAGGACGUCAACAGCAAAGCUCGUCAGCUCACAGUCCAGAUGAUGCAGAACCCACAGAUCCUGGCAGCACUGCAGGAGCGGCUGGAUGGCCUGGUGGGGUCGCCGUCAGGCUACAUGGAGAGUUUACCCAAGGUAGUCAAGAGACGUGUCAACGCUCUCAAGAACCUCCAAGUGAAGUGUGCCCACAUCGAAGCCAAGUUUUAUGAAGAAGUCCACGAGCUGGAGAGAAAGUACGCUGCUCUUUAUCAGCCCCUCUUCGAUAAGCGGAGUGAAAUCAUCAAAGCUGUGUACGAGCCUACCGACGAGGAGUGUGAGUGGAAGGCGGAUGAGGAGGAAGAGCUGACAGUAAGUAAGCAGGAGGAGAUGAAAGAGAAGGCCAAGUUGGAGGAGGAGAAGAAGGACGAGGAGAAGGAAGACCCCAAAGGAAUCCCCGAGUUCUGGCUGACCGUGUUCAAGAACGUCGACCUCCUCAGCGACAUGUUACAGGAACACGAUGAACCUAUUCUCAAGCACUUACAAGACAUCAAAGUUAAAUUUUCAGAUCCAGGCCAGCCAAUGAGUUUCACAUUAGAAUUGUACUUCGAACCCAACGACUUCUUCACAAAUCAAGUGCUGACAAAAACCUACAAGAUGAGGUCAGAGCCGGACGAGAGUGACCCCUUCUCCUUCGACGGGCCAGAGAUCAUGGGCUGCACAGGGUGUCAGAUUGACUGGACGAAGGGAAAGAACGUCACGUUGAAAACCAUCAAGAAGAAGCAGAAACACAAGGGGCGGGGUACGGUCAGGACCGUCACCAAAACGGUCCCCAACGACUCCUUCUUCAACUUCUUCAGCCCGCCUGAAGUCCCUGAAAGUGGAGAGUUGGACGAGGACUCUGAGGCUGUCCUUGCCGCUGACUUCGAGAUCGGCCACUUCCUCCGUGAGCGCAUCGUGCCCAGGGCAGUAUUGUACUUCACAGGCGAGGCCAUCGAAGACGACGACGAUGACUACGAUGAAGAGGGGGAGGAGGCUGAUGACGAGGAGGGCGAAGAGGAAGCCGAUGAGGAGAACGACCCAGACUAUGAACCUAAGGUGUAAAUGGUGUCAAUAGAAAUAACCCUAUCCUGAAGGACGCAAAUCCACCAGCGGAGUGCAAACAGCAGUGAAACCCGCGUCUGGCCUUGAGGAACGUGCACUGUAUCGGCUUCUGAAACAAAACAUAGUUACUUACAGCCUUAUAAUGUUUUGUAAUUUUUUUCUUGGUAGGAAUGAGGAAAAAAAAAAUUUCAACAAUUUUUUUUUUUUGUUUGUUUUUGUUACAAACCUCAUGAUAUAUACUGGGGGCCAGCUCCACACCCUGGCUUGUCCCGCAUAGUAUUUUACUAGACUUUAUCUACCCCUCUUCUGUACAAAUAGUUAGAAUGCAGUAAGUCCGUCUGGGGGGGAAAAAAAGCAUGACCUUGUUUCUUCACGGCUAAAUAGUCUGGGUUCUUGUGAAGUCUUUUGUUGUAUUGCUCUUAGACAACAGCUGUGGGAAGACUGAUUUAGGGCAACGGGGGUGGGGAAAAAAAGAGACCGUACGUGUUCUAAUUGACAUUCUCUCCGGUAAUUACCAAUCUGUCUCCGGUUCUGGUAGUCCAAGGAUCUCAUUGGGUCUGCUUGAAAUAGCUGUGCCUUUGUCACUUCGUGAAAGAAAAGCAGUGUUGCAGAGAUGUGCUCCACAGCGCCUCCCACUGGCCUGAAACGGUCCGCCUUUAACACCCUAGGCAGAAACCCCAUCCGUUGGCCUAACCACCUGCUACACGUGCACUUCCUGCUUGUCCUUAUGGUAAUUAUUAAAAUGAGUUUGGCUAAAAUCAGCUGUCUCCAACCAGCGCGUUAGCUAUACUGUACCAUUGGAGUAUUUUCUGAAGUGCGUUACGCUCUUUUGUGAAUCGGCCUAUACAUUCCAGUAUUCCAGUUGGGUGGGACGUUUUGAGCAGGGGUGUGCAUCUCCUGUCACUUGAUGUUCAAAUGUUCCGUGUUCUCCCCUAGACUGAAUAUUUGGGUAAUCAAAUGCCGCUACCCCCUCCCCACUCUUCUUUCUGCGUUAAAUGACUUGCAUCAGAGAUUGGCAUUCAUUUGCAUUUUGAAAGGAAAGUUCAUAUCAGUGAGUUAUACUUCAUGCACGGUUCUUAGGCUGUCCUACAGAAAUAUAAGAAAGGAAUAUUGACUUUUGUAACUUUUUUUUGUAUUUGAAUAUUGAUUUUUGAUACCAAUCUCAUGGUUGAAGGUUCCAAUAAUCAGAGUUCAGAGGUUUUUUUUAUUUUAUUUUUUUUUAAUUUAUGGAAGCCUGUUAAUCUCUUGUUGAAUUUAGGUAAAGUAACAUGCAAAGCUGCUAAAAUGUAAACUUCGCUCACUUCUCAGCAGGACUUUAGGCUUUAAUUUAGGGUGCGUGAAUAUUUUUUUUUCAAGCACUUGGCUUAUGUUGAGAUGAAUCCCUUUCAUUCCAGAUCUUUUUGUCAUGAGUAGUUAAGGAGGAUGGUUAGGGGGGGCACAAGUACUUUUAAUUUGUAAGGCUCUUUAGAAUACCGUUUCACUGGAAAUGUCCAUUCUGUAGCUCUUUGUACAACUGGUGGGGAUGGAGUUGUUCUCUUGUGUGAACGGUUCAAUAUGGGUUGCAGCACUUUCCGGGAUUAAAUCACAGGAUGGAGGUUUACAGUUGAAGGGAACAGAACUGUGUUUGAUGUACUGCACUCGUUGUCUUUGCUAAGCACCUCCAGACUGGUCCUGGUCGCUCUGUCAAGUCCUUAAAACCAAGUUAUUUCCCUUUGCUCCUGCAACUUACCUGAAUAAAAUGUUUUGCUUUGGGAAAGACUGUCUGAUUUUAUGGAGGGGGUAGUGCUGAACAGAUAACCAAAAACUAGCCAAAUCCAGCUGUGAGUUGGCCCAUGGGCGAGGCCCUUUGAGGCCCUGCUAAAUCGUAUUUAGCGCUUUCAUCUCCCCAUGAAUGCAGCCUUGUAAACGCUGUAGCCACAUCCUGACGGUUCCAAUGAAACUUGCAUAGAAAAGGGGUGUUUUUAGAGACCCAAAACUACAUUUUGUGCCCAGGGUUUGGAGUGGGUGGGGGGUCACGAACGAGUCCCAGCGGAGCAAGCUCGAGCAAUACAGGACCCCCCUCGCUGCCCGUCUGAACCUCCGAGUCCCGAACUCGCGCGAGUGUAAAGCCAUAGUCACGCGCCCGCAGCCGUAGUGGUGAAUCUCGAUAAUGCCUACAGAACGCGUUCA